GUUUGGUGUGUGUUGCAGGUGCUGAUCUCGCCGGUGUUGGCAGGCCUGGCGGUGGGCAUCGGAGUGCCGAUCCUGCUGUUCUACGUGUAUGGCGUGGUGCCGGUGUCGCUGUGCCGGUCGGGCGGGUGCGGCGUCUCCACCUCCAGCGCCGGCGUGCGAUUCGAGUUCGACGACGAAAACGAAAUCAUGACAGUCAUGGCCAACAAACCUAACGAUGGUGACACAGUGAGCCACCCGGGAGGCAACCCGAGCAUAGGGGAGGUGUCGCUGUCGCUGGGCAGUGGCAGUCAGCUGGGCGAGAGGGACGCCGAUCGCGAAUCCGCCAGUCUGGCCGGCCUCACCGGAAGCAUAGCUGGUGCAAACAGACUGGACGUGCAAGCAGAGGUGGCGUCGAGUCAGCGACUGAGCAUGAGCAGUGAGACGGCGUCGGCGACCACCUCGCUCUCUCUCUCCGAGGACAAGUCACUGGCCGACGAUGGAGCAGCCUCUACUCGUGCCCUCGCCGGAUCUGUCCUUAACUUCAAGAUAGACAACGGCUCACUUUCCAACUACCGCACAGCGACGGGGAGCAGCAGCACAGAGGGGGGAGGGGCUACCCCCACCCCAUGCGCAGGAGACUUGCGCAAUGAUCCACUCGAGGCAUCACUCAGCUCACUCGAGGAACUCGCCUCAGGACUCAUGCGUCGAGUGGCGAGGAGGCGCUUGCCGCUUGAUAGACAGACAAGUGAUAGCGGUGACGAGGUUGGACUGGAGAGAGUUCGAUUUGACGAUAAUGUCAGUUUCAUAGACGCCGAAAGAGGACACUGCAAAUCUUCCAGAAAGCAUAAUAGCAGUUCUGAGCCCAGUGCUAGUGGAGCUAAUUCAUCAAGGACUGUCUCUUCAUUACGCUCGCUGUUCUUUCAUCAGCUGGCCGAAUCGCGCUCCAAUGCCGGAAGUAAUCAGGCGGCUGACAUCAUCACUUCCGGAGCACCGGCCACUUCCGGUCUGCCCGCCAUCCUGGAACCCAGCUCGCUGUCAGCCGAUGCAGUCGUCAUAUCUAUUCCGCAGGCCUGAUUCCACCCCCGCCCCGUGUCCAUCACGCUGCGUAUGCCCGCCAAACCCAAGUUGGGCUUCGGAAAUUGAAAUUUCAUCACCACUUAUUAUUACUGUAUACAUAGUGAGAUUCACUUGCAACUAUCAGCAUGGAUUGAAUGAACGCGUCGGUGUUAUUCAUGAAACAAAUUCUAUCAGUAAAGUGAAUCUUACUAUAACAAUAUACGGGGUUGGAAUUUUCAUUCUGUGCAGCAGUGAAGCAGUGAUAUUGGGGCAGAUAAAUACGUCAGACAUUCUAUAUUACAGUUUAAGUUAAUGAAUGCUUUCUAUUCUAAAUAAUAUUAUGUCAUCAUAAACAAAAUGUCAGGACAUUUCAUAUAGGAAGUAUAUGAAUGAUUUAAUAUCAUUAUAAAUAGGACAUGAUUCUCAUUUUGUGAAGCAGUGAAGAUGACAUUAUGAUGGCAUAUGUGUCACACAUUUUUCUUCGAAAGCUGAUGAACGUUUAAAUAUCAUAUUAACAUGAUUAUAGUGCUGGGCAAAAAUACAGAACACCGUAAAUCAUUAUUCGAUUAAUGAAAGUUGAUAAAUGCUUUGAAUAUUAUUAACAAUUUUACUAUUCAAGAAAAAUUAACUUGCUUGUUGUGAAGCAGUGAACGUGAGUGAUAUUGAGGCAGAUCAUUUAAUACAUUUCAUAUUGAUGUUGAUGAACGCUAUUGAUAUUAGAACGCUAUUACAAUAUGGGACGUUAUUUUCUCAACUUCAUCACUGAAAAUUGGUCUACUUUUGUAUAGGUUUCUCCAGUCUUAUGUUGCAUGUAAUUUUGUCAAAAUUUAUAUUUAUAUUAGUAUAUUUUGUUUUCAACUAUCAAAUUAUCCUCUAUCAAACGUUUCGUCUUACGUAGUUCGUUUCGAAUUAUUUUUCUGAUAAGUUCUAUUCAUUAUUGUAGGCAACAUUUGACUUAUAAACUACCAGAAUAUUUUUCGAAUGUAUAUGCAGUGUUUUCUUAGUUGGACUCUUAUUAAAAACAGGAUAUUAUUCAAGAAUCGUUGAUCUUCUAACUAUAUCUUUAUAAUUCAGUAUCUCACCGAAUUCAUGUUAUGACUUCAUACUUUGCAGAGAAUUUAUUGUCAUAAUAUCUAUACCUGUGAUAUACUUAUAUACCUCCCCCUCCUAUAUCUCCCCAAUGCUCCCCCUCCUUAGCAAACAAUACAUGUCUAAUUAAUAUUUAAUCAAUGUCAAGCACAGAUUUCCAAACGCUUUAUCAAGACUAAUAAUAGAUAAUUAAUUGCAUGUUAAUAUUAUAUAAAAUAAAUUUAAACGCGUGAAAAUAAAAAUUCUACGAAGUACUUCUAAUAAAUAUUAUAAAUACAACUAAGCUUUUCUUAAUGUAUCGUUGAUAUGAUUAUUGUCAAAAGACUGUGAUGUAUAUUUCUAUUGAAACUUGUAAGUUUGAGUGUAUUCAUAACAGAUCAUGCUCAGCUGUCUAUUAUCUGUAGUUCUGCAGUUAAAAAAAUGAUAUAUAACCUAUUCAACUUAAUUAUUAUACCUAUUUAUUAAUAUGUAUUUAAUUAAUAUAAAAUAUUAAAAUCACAUGUAUUGCUACAUUCAUUAUCAUCUUAUCAUUCAUGAUUCAAAUAAGCGAUACAGUCAAUUUAAAAGUUACCAUGGAGUUAAAUCAGACUAAUUAAGUUUAAUUGUAUUUGAAUUAUGAUUUACAACUGUAUUAAUGAUCAUACUCUUGCACUGUCCUAGACAAUGAAUUGAGAAAGACUAGAAAUUGCCAAAUACUAUAAUAUACUUCUAGUCUUCAAACAAUGCUGUUGAAUGUUCAUUUUAUUUUCACAUUUCUACUCAAAUUUCUACAGUUUUUAAAGUGAAGUUUUUAUUCUUAUAAUGAUACUUCCAUUUUUAUAAAUCUAUAUUAUUAUCGAUUUAUCGUGGAGUUCACUACAAAGAAGGUAGAUUAGUAGGCUAUGGCAGAUCAUUUUGUCAAAUACCGUACUGCCAUUCAUUUCAUUAAUUGAAUAACAGUCACACGUGAUUGUGUUACGUAAUUUUAUUAUUUUAUAAAUGCCAGUUCAAUAUGUGAGAGAAUAUUAUUAUAAAAGCUAAUCCUUGACAUUCAGUCUUAAGCUAAUUUAUUAUUUUCAUCAUUCUAAACAGAAAACUGUAUUUAGUACAAUUUUCAUGGUAAUUUCAUAGCAAAAUACUUGUUUUUAGAAAAAGAAUUAAAUGAUAAAUUAUAUUUCAAUGUUUUUCCUGCAUGAAGAAUGACUUUUCAUCUUUCAACAUGAAACCUUUUAACGAAAAUAAUUUAUUAUUUCGUUUUGUACUAAAAAUGUAAGGAAAGUUGUAAACCCUUAAAACGCAUGAUUUAUAUUGAUAAUGAAAGUUUUAUUUUUCUAUCAAAUAUAAAAAUUAUUAAACAUGAUAAUAAUAAUACUGUAACAAUAUUACCCAUCUUUAAUCAGUUAGGUAACAAUUGAUCGAUUCAUGACUAUUGUAGGUAAGGUAGGUACUGACCUCUUUGAUAAAAAUUAUUCGUGGGAAAAUAGAUGUCAUAUUUAAUUCAAUGUUUUGUAAAAUUUUUGGGAAUACAAAAACUGUAGACUCGAGAUAUACUUUACUUUUCUUGAAUAGGAAUAAUAAUUAAUAUCCAUGUUGCAUGAAUUUCCAUGUACAUACCAUACCCUUGAAAUAUGUUUAUGAUAAAUCAAUUUAAAAAACCGUUAAUUUCAAAUAAUUGAAUAUUCUAAAUAAAUUUUUAAAUUCUAAAAUUUCAGCAUUCUUAGAAACAGAAAAUUGAAUGAAUUUGAUUAACCCGAUUUGACGUUCUUUCCACAUACCUACGAGAUAAACAUUAGGUACAGUAACGUUUCUUAUGAUGAUGAGAAAUAAACUUCAAUUUCAUGUAUGCUUCAUCCAAUUUCAUAAAAAACAAUUUUUAAAUCAUAAUAAUUAUUACUGUAAUAAAUCUAAAAUUGUCAAAACAAUUUUUUUUUAUUUGAAAAGAAUAAAUACAUAAAUUAUUAUUUAUGACGUUUAGAGAAUUAUAAAUUUUUCAUUGGACUCUAAAAAUACAGUGGUGGGCGCUAAAUAAUAUGUUUUUAAAGUAAGUUAUUGAUUUUUCAAAUUCCAAACUGAUAAAUACUAAGUUGGAUAAUAUAGCAAUACUUUGUCGUUAUAUGCAAGAAUGACUUGUUCCUACCUUUUCUGUCCUAAAUAUUAUUUAGACUGAAUUUUAGUCGUUAUUUUCUCCACAUACGGCUCUACAAAGCAACUUUAUCGAUAAUGCCUAUCAAAUAACAUAUUUACCCUUUCCUCUACAAAUGUAUUUAUUCAUACUAGAAACAUCCUAUUUAUUGUAAUGAAUAUGACGGAGAUUUUUGUCUUUGUUUAAUUUGACAAGUCUAUUGAUGGCUAACUAGACUGUAAAUUAAGACGUUAUUGUAAUAAGCUUUAUUUUAUCUGUAAAUCGUGAUUUGAGACUUGAAUUGUUAUAAAAAUGACGACUAAUCGAAGGAGAAAGACAUUUUGACUAAGAACGCAUUACUUGUCUGUUUUUAGAUAGGUUUUCAGCUAUAAAGUUACCUAUUUUUGGACAGUUAUUAGAAUACUUGUGUUCAUUUUAGCAUUUUGCGUGUUAUUAAAAUUCAUAUUGUUAUUCAUGUAGUCGGUGUACAUCUCAUACUCUGGAAAACUAAAUGAUGUUACGAUUGUAAAAAAUUGAAUGUAAGUUUACUCAAUAUUCUGUAGAGAACGUAACUCCAAUGACUGAUUUGACCGUUUAAUAUUAUUGACUUACCUGUACAACUGGCAAAAUAGUAGUUCACACCAAUUAACAACCCAGAUAAGUUCAGUAUUUAUUCACGAAUAGUUUAUUAUUAUUUUUUAAAGAUUUCUCAAUCAAAAUUUUGAAAUAUCAUCAAAAUUGAAGAAUGGAACCAUCAAAAUCAAUUACUAUUUAUGAAAAAUUGUCAUAUUAUGUCAUGUAUUACGCUUAACCAAUAUUGAUCAAGCUAUUAAAAUUGAGAAGCUUUAUAUAUAUAAUGUUUCGAACAAAAUUUCUACUUUCAUGAAAGUCAUCUAAGCAUCCCAAUAUAAAUAAAAUUUUACUUUUUGAUUUGUGAUGAACAGCAUGUACUAUGAAUCUCACAAAAUGUAAAAGUAUGUAAGUUAUGUUUGUAAAUUAUUAUCGUUCUACAUCAUCAAUCUAAUUUUGUAAAUAUAUCAAUUGUAAUUUAUAUUUUUCCUUCAUUAAAUUUUUGAAUAGA
Messenger RNA from Nilaparvata lugens (brown planthopper), 5306 nucleotides. RefSeq names its product E3 ubiquitin-protein ligase RNF19A-like. The transcript is spliced from 6 exons. The coding region runs from base 187 to 1053 and encodes 288 amino acids. The record is from RefSeq and is a predicted model, not a curated record. Lineage: Eukaryota; Metazoa; Arthropoda; Insecta; Hemiptera; Delphacidae.